Vanessa atalanta (red admiral) is the source of this 2544-nucleotide messenger RNA. RefSeq names its product serine/threonine-protein phosphatase 2A regulatory subunit B'' subunit gamma-like. Gene Ontology annotation, cellular component: centrosome; spindle. NCBI's taxonomy places the organism in Eukaryota, Metazoa, Arthropoda, Insecta, Lepidoptera, Nymphalidae. The coding region runs from base 129 to 1562 and encodes 477 amino acids. The record is from RefSeq and is a predicted model, not a curated record. The transcript has 7 exons. Gene Ontology annotation, biological process: B cell homeostasis; T cell homeostasis; positive regulation of B cell differentiation.
UAUUUGUAAACAUAUUAAAAUAUAUAUUAUAUUGAUUACCUUGAUGUUAACUUACCAUACCUCAACUUUAACAAAUACAUCAAUUUAAUAUAUUUAUUUAUUAUUAAAUACUUUAUAUUUUCAUAAAAAUGUCAACCAAUAAAGAAAAUAAAAGUGUUGAAACAAUUACUAGCGAUUUACUUGAAACGAAUAUCGUUAUAAACGAAGAACAGAAGAGGGUGAACGAAAUGUUAAAAAAUCGCUUAAGGAAAUAUAUAAAAAAAUUAGACGAGAAAAAUAUGUGCACGAGUAAGGAAGAAAGUGAAAAGACCGAACUCGAGACAUUCAAACAAUUAUACAAACCGAAACUUGAAGGUGACGAAGAGACAUACAAAAAAAUACCUAAAUUUUACUUCAAACUUCCUCGAGCCGAUGAUGUCUUAGCACAAAAACUCAGGGAAGAAACAAGAGCUCAAUUCUUGCAAAAGAAAAGCAAGGAAUUGUUAGAUAAUAGUGAAUUGAAGCAUUUAUGGAGUCUGCUUGAGAAAUCUAACGGUAGUUACAGUAUGGCUAAUAGUGACGAAUUGACAGUUGAUUAUUUACAGUUCAAGAAAAUUAGAGAUGAAGCUGGACCAAAGUAUAGGCCUUACUUCACAGCAGAGGUGUUCGGUCGUCUACAAGCUGCUGAAGGUGGAAUAGGUCGUGUACGAGGAGUUUCUCUCUUCAACUAUGUUAUGCGUCGAGUUUGGUUACAACAAACACGGAUUGGUCUGUCCUUGUACGAUGUAUCAGGGCAGGGAUAUCUGACUGAACAUGACUUGGAGAGCUAUAUAGCAGAGUUAGUACCGUCUCUCGCAGCACUGGAUGGUCUGGACUCGUCGUUCACAUCGUUCUACGUUUGUACAGCAGCCAGGAAGUUCCUCUUCUUCCUGGAUCCUCUGAGAGUCGGCCGGGUGAGGAUCAGGGAUGUGCUGUCCUGCUCAUUCCUUGAUGAUUUGUUGGAGUUACGAGAAGAAGACCUGCCAAUGGAGUUACAGGAACAGAACUGGUUCAGUGCGGCGUCAGCUCUCCGUGUGUAUGGACAGUACCUCAACCUGGAUCGGGACCAUAACGGCAUGCUCAGUAUCAACGAACUGGCCGGCUACGGCUCGGGCACGCUGACGCGCGCGUUCCUGGCGCGCGUGUUCCAGCAGUGCCUGACGUACGACGGCGAGAUGGACUACAAGACGUACCUGGACCUGGUGCUGGCGCUGGAGAACCGCCGCCAGCCCGCCGCGCUCGCCUACCUGUUCCGCGUGCUCGACAUCAACUCGCAGGGGUUCCUCGACGCCUUCACCCUCAACUACUUCUUCAAGGCGAUUCAAGAACAAAUGGUGGCCCACGGCGCGGAACCGGUUAACUUCGAUGACGUCAAAGACGAAAUCUUCGACAUGAUCCGCCCGGAGCACCCGUCUCGUAUAACACUCCAAGAUCUGAUCAAAAGCGGCCACGGACACACGGCUGUGUCGAUUUUGUUGGAACUGCACGGGUUUUGGGCGUACGAGAACAGAGAGGCGCUGGCGGCCGCUGGAGAUCAUUCUUGACAGGGCAAGAUGGAGUUUACGAAGGAGAUUGAUAUAAAUUUGAGAUAGAAUAAUUUUAGAAGAGCACUACCACGUCGCUUUGUGGUCGAGGUGUACAAAGAUGUCGUGGAUUUGUCACGUCUGGGGAAAUUAUCGUGGUGAAGAAUAAAAAAAAACCUGGGGUCAAGUAACGCCUCUAAGAAAGUUUAAAAUUGAAAGACUAGUUUUUAAUAAACUCAUAAUGUUUGCGCAGUCUUGUAGUCGGUAUGAACAUGUGAACAAAUCUCUCCAUGGUCUAAAAUAAAGUCGCUUCCCUCUCUCUGUACGCUUAGAUCUAUUAAACUACGCGAUGGAAUUUAAUGCGGGUUUUGUCAAUAUACAGAUUGAUUCAAGAGGGAUGUUUAUAUGUAUAAAACAUGUAUAUUAUAUUAGAGAAAAGCAGAAAAUUUAAACUUUCCUAACCGGAAAGAAAGCAAGUUUUUUUUUGUGUGUGUGUUCUAAAAGUUGUAUAUUAGAUUCUUAUGGUAUCCGUGUGAAGCUGGGACGGAUAGCUAGUGGUAUAUAAUUAUACCAUUUAAUAUAAUAAUAUAAAUAAUAAUAAAAAAUAGCUUAAAUCUUUUAUAAGCACGAGAAAAUUAUAUGUACAUAUAUGGCGGAUGAAUGCACAGACAUAUAGUUAUAUCAGUAAAUUAUAAUUCACAUAUAAUGUUUGUGUGACUCUUGCAGUUUUUUUAUUAUAUAUACAAUUACAAAUUAGGGGUGAAAUAUUUGUGUUAGAUGUUAUUUGUAAGAAUUAAGUUCCUCUAUCUCAGCAUUCAAAUCAUAUAAAAUCAAAAUACUCUUUAUUCAAGUACUUUGGUUAAAAGCUUCGUUGAAUCGUCAUGUUAAGCCAUUGGUUCGGGAAGUUGGUUCUACCGAGAUUAACUGUCAAGAAACUCAGUAUAAUAUAUAUAUGUUACUCUAAAAGCUCGAACUACUGUAAAUCUUAAGAUUUUCCAGUAAA